Molecule: messenger RNA, 1754 nt
Organism: Paramecium octaurelia
Lineage: Eukaryota; Ciliophora; Oligohymenophorea; Peniculida; Parameciidae
Source: the annotation of a GenBank genome assembly
AUGCAGGACAUUGAAUAAGAAAGAUAAAGAAAAUAAGAUAUAUUGAUGUCAUAAGUAGUGGAGGCCGGUUAUGACACUAUUGCAUUCUAGGUGUAUUGUGAAUAAAUCAAAUAAAAUGGCAGUCAGGAUAUAGAUUUGUGGACAUUUGAAGAAUUACAAAAAACAAUUCAAGAUUUCAUCAAGAAAGAAGAGUAAUGAAUUUACUCAACUAAAUAGUUAAAAAGAGAUGCAAUAACAAAAUCUGCUGAUUGUAUAAAAUGACUCAAGGUAACUUAAUCUUUAGACAAACAAUACGCAAUUUUAAAUAUAGAAAAUUCAGGAUGAUAGUAACUUUAUAACAGAAGUCUAAUGUUAGUUGCCGGGAAGAACAAGAUUAACAGAUUAUAUUAUGGAAAAUACUCAUAAAGUAUUUUAUUGUAUUAUGAGAAGCAAGUGGAAAUAAUAAUGAGUGAAUAUCUAAGUAAAUCUGAUGGUAUUAUAUCAUCUUACAUUUCUUUUAAAAUUGAGACCAAACCAAUCGGAUGGGUUGUAAAUAGAAGAUUUACAGAUUUUCAAAAAUUGAGAGAAAUUUUAGUUAUGACGUACCCAUGUCAUUUGAUUCCUCCCAUUCCUGGAAAGAAAUUGUAUUUAAAUUAGAUAUUGUAUAUAGGAAGUCAUAGACUGGAGCAGCCUAUUUAGAGAAACGUAUGAGAAUUAUGGAAUUAUUUUUACAGAAUUGUUUGUACCAUCCAUUAUUUAAGACACAUCCUUUGUUCUCUGACUUUUUAGAAAUUAAUGAUGAUGCUAAAUUGAAAGAGAAAUUUAACCAAUAUGAAAAAUAGAAAGGACCAUCGAAGCCAUAAGAAUAUACAAUGAUUAAUGGUUCGUGUGUUUUAGAAAUUUCAAAUGAAUUAUCGAAUUAUUCAAAUUCUUUGUCAGAUUACUUAAAAAAUUCAUAGGAUAUUUAUAAAAAGACUGGCAAUAAUUUUAAUAAAUUAUGUACAGAUUUGGAAAAUCUAAGUAAUACAUUAACUGCAAUUACGGACAACUUUAAUACUUUGGAUAAACUCACUGAUAGUUUUAUUAAACAAACUAAAUCUAAAGGAGCUAUUGAGCAAAUUUAAUAAGUUUAUUAGGAACUAUCAAAGUUUGUUACUGGAUGGUAAUAUGGAGUCAAUUUUUAGAUGAAGAAUGUGAAAGUAAUUAAUAAUUUUAUGAAUAGGAAAACUUUUAUGAAUUCUUUAGAUAUCAUAAAAAGAAGCAAUCAUCCGCAUAUGAAUAUUUAUAAAGUAAGAAUUAGUUGCAACAGAAAUAUCAGAAUUUGAAAAAUAAAUUAAAUGAAAAAAAAGAAUAACUGUAUAAUAAAGGAGAUCCUACAAAGUGGGAAUUACCUCCUGAUAUUCCAAAGACUACCAAAGAACUGUAGUUUAAUAAAGGAGAAGCCUUUAAAUAUAUGUUGCCCAAUGAGACAAAAUAAGUCAGUGAAGUAAGAGAAAUGUACGCAUUUAUGAAUCAUUAACUGCAAGAUGAAAUUAACCAAAUGAUAGAUUUUAGAAUCAAAGUAUACGCUAAGAAAUUUGUUAGGAUGGGAUAAAUGAGAGCAUUGGAAACAGCUAAAUUCCAUCAUAUUUUGGCAAACUUCCUAUAGGUGUUGGCUGAAAUGUAGGGAUCUACAACAGGGCAGAUGUAUAACAGACGGGCAAGCGUAUUUAUUGAUCAAAGGUAUGAUUAAUUUUUUGGAAUAAAGCCAAAGUGAAAAAUAUUUUAUAUGCAGU